CGCGCGCCCUGCUUGGUGACGCAGUUUGAGAGCGACAGUGUUGGAGUUCGGUUGUCACUCAGAACCAGAACCUUCCCUGCUGAUAUUCUGACUGUAUCUGCUGCAGUUUCAGCGUUUGGAUGUUUUCAGCUCCGACACAAAGAACCACACACUUUCCGUAGAUCUGAGUGGAUCAGAGAUGCAGUCUGGAUCAGUUCCUCCUGAACCUGGACCGAAAUCUGUCAGAAGAUCUCCUCGUCUGUCCCCCCAGGUAAACAGUGAAACUGAGCAGCAAAGAGGAGGCAACCUGCAGGAGGCCAAGAGGAGAGGGAGAAAGAAGAUGCUGGAGAGGAGCAGAGAGGAGGAUCUGAGCGACCACCUGAAGACGCUGGAUCUGUCCAGCAGCUCAGCUGUGGGUUCUGGAACUGGUCUUGUUUACUCUGAGAAGUUCACCGUCCACCAGAACCAGUGGGACUCCAGCCAUCCAGAGUGUCCAGACCGGGUGACGUCCAUCAUGGCGGAGCUGGACAGACGGCAGCUGGUGUCCCGGUGCGUCCAGGUCCAGCCCAGAGAAGCUGCAGAAGAAGAGCUGCUGCUCGUUCACACGAAACGGUACGUGGACACCAUGAGGUCGACUCAGAUGAUGACGCAGACGGAACUCCAGACUCUGUCCAACAAAUACGACUCCGUCUACCUCCAUCCUGAUUCCUUCCAGGUGUGUGCGCUGGCGGUCGGGUCGGUUCUGCAGCUGGUCGAUCAGGUUCUGACCUCAGAACUCAGGAACGGAUUUGCUGUUAUCAGACCUCCAGGUCAUCACGCCCAGAUGGAAGAGGCCAACGGUUUCUGUAUCUUCAACAACGUAGCGAUUGCAGCUCGAUACGCUCAGAGGAAACAUGCAGUCAGCAGAGUGCUGAUCGUGGACUGGGAUGUCCAUCAUGGUCAGGGUAUCCAGUACCUGUUCCAGGAGGAUCCCAGUGUCCUAUACUUCAGUGUCCACAGGUAUGAACUCGGGUCUUUCUGGCCUCACCUGUCAGAGUCUGACAGCAAUUUUGUGGGCAGUGGACGAGCAAAAGGAAGAAACAUCAAUGUUCCCUGGAACAAGACGGAGAUGACUGAUGCUGAUUACAUCGCUGCUUUCUACCACGUCCUGCUGCCAGUGGCCUAUGAAUUCCAGCCUCAGCUCGUUCUGGUCUGUGCUGGAUUUGACGCUGCAGUUGGAGAUCCGAAGGGCGAGAUGUGUGUGAGUCCUCAGUGUUUCCAUGUUCUCACUCACAUGUUGAUGAGUUUGGCUGAGGGUCGACUGGUCCUCGCUCUGGAGGGAGGUUAUAACCUGCAGGCUACAGCAGAGGGCGCUGCAGCCUGUGUUGCAGCUCUGCUGGGCGGAGCUUGUCCUCAACUGAAUCCACACACUGCUCCGUCUGACAGCGCUCUGCAGUCCAUCUCUCAGACGGUCACGGCUCUGUAUCCACACUGGGCCUCCCUACAAGUCCAUGAAUGCAACCCAUUGGCGGAGGGACAUGUCAUCAGAGAAACUACCAAGGAGAUGGAUAAGAAGCCUGGUCUUGCUUCCUCUGUUGCUGUGGUAACAGGUCUGGUUUAUGAUGAGAGGAUGAUGGAACACUUGAACAUGUGGGACAGACAUCACCCUGAACAGCCUCAGAGAAUCUCUAAGAUCUUCUCCAAACAUCAGCAGCUGGGCUUAGUUGAUCGUUGCCGGCGGAUACCAGCCCGCUUGGCGACAGAGGAGGAACUGUCCAUGUGUCACAGCAUGCAGCACAUCAAGCAGAUGAAGGCCACGGCGGCCAUGAAGCCCAGAGAGCUGCACAAACUGGGGGACGAGUUCAACUCCAUCUACAUCAACAACCAGAGCUUCCAGUCUGCCCAGCUGGCUGCUGGGGGUUGCUUCAGCGCCGUGGACAGCAUCCUGGGAGGACAGGUGAGUAACGGCGUGGCCAUUGUCCGUCCACCUGGUCACCACGCUGAGACGGAUGCUCCCUGUGGGUUCUGUUUUUUCAACACAGCGGCACUCGCCGCUCGCUACGCCCAGAAAAUCUCCCAUGAUCCUCUGCUGCGAGUCCUGAUCCUGGACUGGGACGUUCACCAUGGCAACGGGACUCAGCACAUGUUUGAGGACGAUGACAGCGUUCUGUACGUUUCCCUCCAUCGCUACGACAAUGCUACUUUCUUCCCGUCUUCAGAGGAUGCCGCUGUUGACAGGGUGGGUGUGGCUAAGGGGGCGGGGUUUAAUGUCAACGUGGCAUGGAGUGGAGGGCGGAUGGGCGAUUCCGACUAUCUGGCUGCUUUCCACCACAUUGUCAUGCCGAUUGCUACCGAGUUUGACCCCGGUCUGGUUCUGGUGUCGGCUGGGUUUGAUGCUGCUCGGGGCGACCCGUUGGGUGGAUAUCUUGUGACCCCAGAGGGAUACGCCCACCUCACACACAUGCUGAUGUCACUGGCCGGAGGGCGUCUCCUGCUCAUCCUGGAGGGAGGCUAUAACUUGUCGUCCAUCUCGGACUCCAUGACGAUGUGCACCAGUGUGUUGCUUGGAGACCCUCCUCCAUCUUUAGCACGGCCCCUCCUCCCUCCUCACCGCAGCGCCGUGGCAACGAUCAACGAGGUCAUCCGUCAUCACGCUCCCUACUGGAGGACCCUGAAGAUACACAUUCCACAGUCGGUGCUAGCCGCUCUGCCGUCCCCAAAGCAUCGUGGGAAACGUAGUUCGAAAGGAACCAGCAGGAAGUCGGAGCAGAACGCCGCCAACAGACCGCCGUCUGCAGACGCCAUGGUAACACACGGAGCUUCCCGUCAGAGAACAGGUGACCCCGUAAGUGUGGCUGUUUUGUCCAAUCAGGCGCAGUGCAGUCUGGAGCAGCUCACGCAGGGAUUAGCCUGUUUGGACAUCAGUCAGAUCUCAGCUACGUCCACGCCGGUGGGCGGGGCCAGGCCAAAGGUCCGCUUGAGCCCGGAAGGGGAGCCUGGUGAUGUCACACCUGAGCUCAGCCAAUCAGCAGAGCUACCUCAGAAGAUCACCGUGACAACGCCACAGUUAGUCGCUGCUGGAGACAAAGCUGCAGAAGGAGAGGGGGCGGAGCCAGAGACAGAGGGAGCUUGUGGUUGGUCGAAGCCUCAGACAUCUCUGGAGCUGUCCACUCUGUAUGUGGUCGACCUGCCGUGGUGUCCUCACCUGGACGCCGUGAAGCCCCUCCCACCUUCAGGUGUGGAUGUCCUCCUGCCGUGUGAGGACUGCGGCUCUGAUGCUGAGAACUGGAUCUGUCUCACCUGUUACCAGGUGUUCUGUGGUCGCUACGUCAACGAGCACAUGGUGUCUCACGGCGUCGUCUCCCAACACCCAAUGGUGCUGAGCUUCUCUGACCUGUCAGUGUGGUGCUACCUGUGUGAGGCGUACGUCCACAACCAGAUCCUGUUGGAGGCUAAAAACGCUGCUCACUGUGCCAAGUUUGGAGAAGAGAUUCCAACGUGGAGCUGAAGCCUCGCCGUCUCCACGGUGAUAGAUGGUUCAGGGCGUUGCCAUGGAUACCAGCAUCAGCGGUGCUUCGUGGGAAAUCCAGCGACGUCGUACGCCGUCCCACAGCUGCCAAAACACUCCUGUUAAAAACCGGUCUUUAUCUCCUCAUCAUCAGUUUGACAGAAAAUGUGACGAAUCACCAGCAGAAGGACAACAAACAAACAAACAACAACAACAACAACAAAUGCUGCUGUCUGUGUUUAACGUGAAGAAACAAACUGAAUUUUCAUUUUCCUGAAACGAGGCUUAAAACUCCACAUUUGUGUGGAACAAACAAAAAGAGAAUUUUAUAGAAGUUGAAACAUUUUUAAAACUUGUUCUCCAAUAAUAAAAUCCUGCAGCGAUCAGUUGAUCAGCAGGAAGCAGGUUUAUUGAUCGUCCUUAUGUUGGUUCUGAAAUGUUGAAGAGCUGAUUCCAUCCAAUAAAUCAUUGAUUGAUUGGUGUUGGUAUUGAUUAAAGGAGCUCGGUGCCAUAAGA
Acanthochromis polyacanthus (spiny chromis) is the source of this 3982-nucleotide messenger RNA. Its product is annotated as histone deacetylase 6-like. Gene Ontology annotation, cellular component: histone deacetylase complex. Gene Ontology annotation, molecular function: zinc ion binding; histone deacetylase activity. The record is from RefSeq and is a predicted model, not a curated record. Gene Ontology annotation, biological process: chromatin organization. NCBI's taxonomy places the organism in Eukaryota, Metazoa, Chordata, Actinopteri, Pomacentridae.